Molecule: messenger RNA, 472 nt
Organism: Amoebophrya sp. A120
Lineage: Eukaryota; Dinophyceae; Syndiniales; Amoebophryaceae
Source: the annotation of a GenBank genome assembly
GAAGACUUCUACAGUGAGUGAAGUGAAACAUAAGAUGGUUUGAUAUCAAAGUUCGAAGUUCCUGAGGUUGUGGUUUAUUACCUGCGAGGGCACAACAAGAUCAAGAUGAGCGGCAGUGCCACCACCUCCUCCUCCACCUCUUCAAGCAACGUGCGUACCGGUUGUAACACACCCGGUUGCUCGAAUCACAAGGACAACAAUAACCCAGACAAUCAUCACCCCCCGAAGCAGCUCUCCGCGAAGGAACGGCUGGCUUCCGCCAUCCUGCAGAAGGCCGCCAAGCGAGCCGGGGGGAAUAAAAGCGCCACGUUGAAAAAAAACCCGUCGAAUAAAUGUCCGUGUUGCAACGGACCGCUGGUGGAAACAACAACCACAACUUCUAGCACGACCACGACGAAUAGUACAACAACGUCGUCUUGUUCAACGACGUCGACCGGCGCAACUGCGACUGGUGGGGUAGUACUAGAUCCUG